Molecule: messenger RNA, 849 nt
Organism: Nezara viridula (southern green stink bug)
Lineage: Eukaryota; Metazoa; Arthropoda; Insecta; Hemiptera; Pentatomidae
Source: the annotation of a GenBank genome assembly
UAAUUUUACUAAAUAUUAGUUCACAAUUGUUAGAUUUUCUUUUAAAUUAAUAAGUGACUUAGUUAUGGUAUUUGGAUAAAGCAUUUUUGAAAUAUAUAGUUCAAUUACAAUAUUACAAUAUUAUAAUCACUUAUUUUGUAACAACUUAUAACUAAUUAAAUGAUUGAAAUGAAAGAUAAUUCUGUUUGAUUAUUAUAUAACCCCUCUCUUGAAAAAGUCAACAGUGAAAAAAAGUAGGAGUUUUAUUUGCACUUUCAAAAAUCUUAUACCAGUCAUGAGUAGGUUCAAAGUAUUUGUUUAUGGAACAUUGAAAACAAAUGAACCUAAUCAUCAUUGGUUAAGUAACACAGAGAAUGGUAAUUCUAAUUAUUUAGGUGAAGGUACAACUCUUCAGAAGUACCCCUUGAUAAUUGGGACACAGUAUAAUAUCCCAUUUCUUCUAGAUAAGCCUGGUGUAGGAAAUAAUGUUAUAGGAGAAGUUUAUGACAUUGAUGAAAAGAUGUUGUUAAAUUUAGACAUACUCGAGGACUAUCCGAAAUUUUAUGAAAGAUCAGUCAUACCAAUCAAAAUGAAAACUGAAGUAUUAGAUUGCUGGACCUACUUCAUUAAAAGAUACAACGCUGAACUUCUUAGUAAAGAAAUGUUUCCUUCUUAUAGUACAAAAGGACCACAUAACCUUCCGUAUUGUGAAAGGUAUUUAAGAGAUCCUAGCUAUAACUACAAGCUUGAAAUAUUGGGAACAGGAAGAAGCGACUUUAGAAGAUCUAAAUAAUGAAUAAAAAUUCUUUAAAAAAAUAAAUAAAUAAAAAAGGAUGAGGAUCAGUGAAUAAAUUAUUUGUAAACCAUCUA